AUUCAAAGCAGACAUGAUGCCUCUUAUAUCUUGAGAUUGCAUCCAACAUUUUGAAUGGGCACUUUCCCUUUAAGAGGCAUUUGUGCUCCGGUGGCGAUUUGGCAAAAUAAAACCCUGCACUUGCCCUUGUCGUCCUUUUAAGGCAUGGCCAUCACUGGUUUCCAUGGGGUUUGCUGGAUCAGAUGGUUGCUUUUGUAUCAGUAGCAGCAGCUGUAGCAGCAGCAGCAGCGCUCCUGGCUCCGUCCCCUCUCGCUCCUGGGCCAAUCUGCUCCAAGCCUGUGGGACAAUAAACAAGCUCCACUCCCCAGGUGGUCUACGGUAGGGGCACGAUGCUGGCGAGGAAGGGCGUCUUGGCGGAGAAGUACCUGCUGACCAGGCUAGUGGAGGACAACCUGUCGCAGCCGUGCUACCGGGCCAAGGCUAGCAGGGCCCGCUUCGUCACCAAGAAGGGCAGGUGCAACGUGGCCCACAAGAACAUCCGCGAACAGGGCCGCUUCCUGCAGGACAUCUUUACCACCCUGGUGGACCUCAAGUGGCCUUACACGCUGGUCAUCUUCACCAUGUCCUUCCUGUGCAGCUGGAUGGUAUUCGCCAUGCUGUGGUGGUUGAUCGCCUUCGCCCACGGUGACCUGGACGCCGGGCGGGUCGGGGCGGUGCCGUGCAUCACCAGCAUCACCAGCUUCACCUCGGCCUUCCUCUUCUCCAUCGAGGUGCAGGUCACCAUCGGUUUUGGCGGGCGAAUGGUGACGGAGGAGUGCCCGGCGGCCAUCGUCGCCCUGAUCGUCCAGAACAUCACGGGGCUGAUCGUCAACGCCGUCAUGCUGGGCUGCAUCUUCAUGAAGACGGCCCAGGCCAACCGUCGGGCGGAGACCAUCAUCUUCAGCCGCCAUGCGGUGGUUGCCCUGCGCGACGGCCUACCCCGCCUCAUGUUCCGCCUGGGCGACCUGCGCAAGAGCAUGAUCAUCAGCGCCACCAUCCGCAUGCAGCUGGUGAAGAAGACCACCACCCGGGAGGGCGAGGUGGUCCCCAUCUCGCAGAUCGAGGUGCAGGUGGAGAACCCGGUGCGCACCAACGCCAUCUUCCUGGUGUCGCCGCUCAUCAUCAGCCACACCAUCGACCGCCGCAGCCCGCUCUACGCCGUCUCCAAGGCGGACCUCCAGCAGGGCGACCUGGAGCUGGUGGUCCUGCUGGAGGGAGUGGUGGAGACCACCGGCAUCACCACCCAGGCCCGCACGUCCUACCUGCCCGACGAGAUCCUGUGGGGCCACCGCUUCGUCCCCAUCGUGACGGAGGAGGAGGGCCGGUACUCGGUCGACUACUCCAAGUUCGGCAACACGGUGAAGACCAACAUGCCGCCGCACAGCGCCGAGGAGCAGGAGAGGGGCCGGGACCAAAGCAGCAACGGGCCUAGGCCUCUGGCGGGCGCUCUGCGCAAACGUAGCUCCUCCAAGCCCGGCAACCCAUCGGGCAUAAAGCCGGCCGUGCACUUCCAGUCGCUAGACUCCCUCUCGGAUCUAUGAUCCAGGUAGAGCUGCUGCCUCACAGCGCCAGGGACCCGGGUUCGAUCCCGACCACGGGUGCUGUCUGUACAGGGUUUGUUCGUUCUCCCCGUGAGUUUAGCCCUGGCCCUCCGGUUGCCUCCCAUGCUCCAAACUCUACCGUGUCGCCAUUGAUGAGCACAAGCAGUAGCGGACUGGCCAGGGUGUCAGCUUGCCCGAUGGCAAGUGGGCCCCUGUUAAAUGAUAGCAUUGUAGUUGUGCGUGGGCCCCCUUUGUCCCCUGGCAACCAAUAUUUUUAGACCCAGUCCGCCACUGAGCACAAGGUUCAUAAAGCACAGCCAUGUGCCCCUGUCCCA
This is a messenger RNA of Leucoraja erinaceus (little skate), 1855 nucleotides long. Its product is annotated as ATP-sensitive inward rectifier potassium channel 11-like. The coding region runs from base 330 to 1520 and encodes 396 amino acids. Gene Ontology annotation, biological process: regulation of monoatomic ion transmembrane transport; potassium ion import across plasma membrane. Lineage: Eukaryota; Metazoa; Chordata; Chondrichthyes; Rajiformes; Rajidae. The record is from RefSeq and is a predicted model, not a curated record. The transcript has 2 exons. Gene Ontology annotation, cellular component: plasma membrane. Gene Ontology annotation, molecular function: inward rectifier potassium channel activity.